Podospora pseudopauciseta is the source of this 2553-nucleotide messenger RNA. RefSeq lists its product as uncharacterized. Gene Ontology annotation, cellular component: nucleus. Gene Ontology annotation, molecular function: DNA-binding transcription factor activity, RNA polymerase II-specific; transcription cis-regulatory region binding; zinc ion binding. The transcript has 4 exons. Gene Ontology annotation, biological process: regulation of DNA-templated transcription; DNA-templated transcription. Bases 129 to 2228 code for a protein of 699 amino acids. The record is from RefSeq and is a predicted model, not a curated record. NCBI's taxonomy places the organism in Eukaryota, Fungi, Ascomycota, Sordariomycetes, Sordariales, Podosporaceae.
UGCCAGGGCCCCUUUGGUUUUCAAUCAUGGGAUGGCGAGAUGUGUUUCUGCUGUCUCCAGUAACCUCACCUCCUUGAAUCGACGGAAACACCACCACCGCUGUGUGCUACCCCAGAUUAUUCGCCAUCAUGGCACAGCAAGAGAACACCAGCAGAUGCUCUCCGGUCGAACCAUCCCAGCCUCGGUUUCCCGAAAACACCCGAGACAUUCCGGGACCGACACGCCCAAGUGAGAUCACUGAACACGCACGCAUAAGACGCAAUACCGCCUGUGUGCGGUGCCGGGAUGCCAAAGUGCGCUGUAAUGCCAGCUCUGCCUCGGGCCAGCCAUGUCUACGAUGCUCCAAGCUCGAGCUCCAAUGCGUGGUGGAUAAAAGUCAUAAGCGGACGUCGAGGAGGAGUAAACUGGAAGAACUGGCUGCUGAAGUGCAGAAUAUCAAGGACGCCGUGGUAGCUCCUCGCCCAAUUCUUGAUCUUCACCAGCAUCACCAACCCUCCCAUCUCCACCUACGAGCCCAGUCUAUUUCCACCGAGCCCAGUUAUAUACCGUCUCUGUCAACCACCAGUAUCAGUGCCAGUAACGCCAGUAGCAGCACCGUCUUCGGCCGGCCCAGGCUCUGCUCAGCCUCUAGCGAAAAUGCUGUUGUACCACCACCACUUACACCAGCAGGUAGCAAUGUCCCGUCGACAACUUGCCACGCUCAGCACCCUGCCGAGCCAAGGGCACUCGGGUCUCGAGUCUUUUCAGGGGAAGACAUAGACUACUACUUUGAAAAGUACUUUGAGCACUUCCACCCCUACCUCCCAAUAGUUCGCACCAAAGACCCAAAUGCAUGCUACCGACGAGGGCAGGUCCUCUUUUGGGCCAUCAUCAUGACCGCUUGCCGCCGGUUCUCCCGGGACGACACCGCCUUUCAGUUUCUGAUCGACUCCCUACUGCCACAAAUAUGGAGCGCCAUCUCACAACCGCCACUAGAUCUAUCAGUCAUCAACGCUGUCUUGCUACUGGCAACAUGGCCCUUUCCCACAAUCAGGUUUUUGUCUGAUCCAUCAAUGAUCUUUGCAGGGAUAGCCAUGAACUCGUCCUUCUUGAUGGGGCUUCAUACCGGCAGGGGAACCCAUUCGGAGUUCAAGCAUGCCACCGAGGUGAAUGACACGACAGACGAAGAGGCUACUUUUACUUGGGCGGGAUGUGCCAUCAUCUCUCAUCGGGUGUCGGCAUACAUGGGCUGCCCAUCAGCUAGUUCAUUGUUUAACAAGACAGUUGACCAGUUGCUCGAUCGCAGCAGUCAGUUUCCACUACCCAGGUAUUUUUACCUGCAUUUGGAAACAGCGCGGUUUGCGAACCGGGUGAGCAGGACCAUGUGUGCUUCGCUGGAGGAAGCUCAGGGGGUGAGCCAUCACUUGGUGGCGUACAUGGAGGAGGAGUACACCAAGGUUCAGAGGCUGUUGUAUCCAGACAACUCAGACCUCGACCAUUUCACCCUUUUGUCUACCCUCCUCGAGAUCCAAACUUAUUACUUCAUGCCUUUGCCCGGCUACAGCCCCGAGCUCCUCAAAAGGAACCUCAUCAAAUGCUACACCACGGCCGAAUCCCUUAUCCACCAAGCGGCCUCAAGACUACACCGGGAAACAGCCUUUCUGCACUACGCUCCUCACUUUGUGUUUCGGACUCUUUUGUCGGCGAUCUGCGUGGUAAUGAGGGUUCAUUUGGCUUCUUAUACCAAGGGGUUUCAGGCAGACACUGUUGACGCGCUGAUCAAGGAAGCGAUUAGAGCGCUGAGGAUAUGUUCUGUGCAAGAAGGGGACUUGCAUGUGAGAUGUGCGAGCAUGCUGGAAAAUUACUGGGAGAUGAGAAAAAGGUCGAAUCACUGGUGUAGGACGGGGGUGAGCGUGUAUACACAUCGUCUGGGGGCGAGCUUGACGUUUGAUUGCUUGAGGAGGUGGAAGAGGGAUGUGGAGGAUGCGAGGGAUAAUGGGAGGGGGGUGAUUGGGCCUGGGGGGACGGAAGGGGGUGAGGAUGGGGGGGAGAAGGUGGAAAAUAACAAUGUGAAUGUGGGAGGGGUUGAGAGGGUUGAUGAAGGACCGAGACCGACGGCAAAUGCGGAUUUGGGACUGGCGGAUCCGUUUCAACGGUUUGACUGGAGUGUGUUUAUGGAUGAUUUUGAUUGGAGCUUCACGAAUACGUCUACUUCGCCAGCGUUUAUGGGGCCUAUGGGACCGACUUGAGGAGGGGGUUUGUUGGUAUAAUAAUAUACAUGAUCGUGUUCUUUGCUAGGACUCGAGAUGCCUGCUCCGUUCCUGCUCGCUCAUCAUCGUUGCAGCUUGUUGUUGUUGUGUGAUGGUGGUGAUGGCUCAACGAUGGGUAUGAACAUAUUGGGAAAUAGUCACAAGACAACAGUAGACGAGAAGUCAGUCGGCGAGAAGGAAGUCGUAAUAAAAAUGUAAAGUGGUUACAAAAAGAAAGAGACGUGGAAACGGGCUAUUGUUUACUUUUGCGGAAAAAAAUCUACAAAAAAGUCAAAAGACUUUGACGCCAUGUGAUUGGUUCGAA